Molecule: messenger RNA, 1020 nt
Organism: Dendroctonus ponderosae (mountain pine beetle)
Lineage: Eukaryota; Metazoa; Arthropoda; Insecta; Coleoptera; Curculionidae
Product: solute carrier family 66 member 3
Exons: 4
Coding region: 175-840 (221 amino acids)
Source: RefSeq, a predicted model, not a curated record
UAGCCGACGCAGCCAAUAGGCGGCGCAGCCAAUCAGAACCGGUCCUCGUCAAGGAUACCGACUUUCCUAAUUUCUGUCACAUAUCUGGUAAAAAAUAGGUUAGAAAACCGGUUUUAGGAUGAGUAUUUGAGGAAUGCGAUUAUUUGAUAAACCGUAAAUCUACUGAUUGAAAAUAUGGUGAUAAAAAUGGCGAAUCCCAACUAUAUCAAGCUGUUCUCGGACAGUUUGAGUGUCAUCACCAUUGCGAUCUGUUUCAUUUUGAAAGUCCCUCAAAUCCUCAAAGUCCUCCAAGUGAAACACGCGAAAGGAAUCAGCGUUUUUGGACUGGUGAUGGAGCUGACCAGUUACACGAUAAUGAUGUCCUACAACUUCCGCAAUAGAUAUGCCAUUCUAUCCUACUUGGAAUACCCCAUCAUUCUGAUCCAAGAGCUGAUCCUGAUCUACCUUGUCCUGAAGUAUCAGGGACUCUUAAGCAGCAUCUACGUCUGGUUAGGUUCCGGUGCCUAUUUCGCCAUUCUGGCCGCGUUUCUGGUUGGGGUGGCGCCCUUGGGGCUGCUGGCUUUUCUAGUGCCACUGUGUACUCCUAUAGGGGCCAGCUCCAAAGUGGUCCAACUGGCUGAACUUUUGCGGACCAAAAACUCCCAGUCGGUCAGCAUUUUGACCUGGUUCAUUUCGGCGUUCACCAACUUCACAAGGAUCGUUACAAUAUUCCUGGACUCGGCGGACUUGACGUUGCUGUUCAAUUUUACCAUGAAUACUGUGCUCAGCUCACUAAUAAUGCUGGUGGCCAUUUUCUACAAGAACCCCAACCAACCUGCCACAGUGAAGAAAGCGCAAUGAAUCUGGAGCCUCUAGUGUGUCUGGGCCAUAAAUCCGGCAGAAGUUUGGUUGAAUUUUUGUUUUUUACAGUAGCGUCCAAUAAGGUACUAUCAUUAUAUCAUAAAUAUGGUUAUACAUACAAUUGUUGUCAAUUUUUUAAGUUAGUUUGUUUAAAGGAACGGCAUUAAACAGUUGAAUUUA